GAAUUUCAUUGGCUCUUUUUCCUCCGUUAUUCUCGGGCGCGGCCAGCCCUCGAAAACAUAUCUCCUCUUAUAUUCACUUGUUAACACUUUUCCCCUUAUGUCACUCUCAAGUGUGUAAUCUCUACUCUCAAUGAGAGCUUGGCUGGUUUUACAUCUUUGGUUGAUCUUUCCUGCAGGGUUGCGCUCAUGAUGUAUUGAAUGGAAAAAAACGUUAUCUCUUUGUUUCUCUUUUCAUCCAUGUUCCUUGUUCACGGUUUUACGACAUUUGCCAGUGUCUUCCUAUUAUACUCAAAUGUUUUUCUACAUCACCUUUACUGCUUUGCCCUCCGGCUUUUGCCCCUUCUCGAUUCGGUGUCUGACGAAAACCUUUCCAUGUCUCUCCUGCUCUCAUCUACCCUGCAUACUUUCCACUUCCUGCACUACUUCUUUGGGUUCGGUUGGGACGUCGUUCAUGCAAAUUGGCUGGAUAAGGACAAGGGACGGGGGUUAAAGAAUGCAAAGAAUUGACCGGGACGGCGUUGUACCUUGUUUUCCAGUGUACAAAAGUAACUCACUAUAGAGACGAUGACGAGGGAAAAGACAAUGGAGUAAUGCGUGUGCGUUUCAAACUGAA
Messenger RNA from Aspergillus ibericus CBS 121593, 613 nucleotides. RefSeq lists its product as uncharacterized. The record is from RefSeq and is a predicted model, not a curated record. Bases 199 to 507 code for a protein of 102 amino acids. NCBI's taxonomy places the organism in Eukaryota, Fungi, Ascomycota, Eurotiomycetes, Eurotiales, Aspergillaceae. The transcript has a single exon.